Messenger RNA from Thunnus maccoyii (southern bluefin tuna), 20736 nucleotides. RefSeq names its product nesprin-2. NCBI's taxonomy places the organism in Eukaryota, Metazoa, Chordata, Actinopteri, Scombriformes, Scombridae. The coding region runs from base 59 to 19060 and encodes 6333 amino acids. The transcript is spliced from 88 exons. The record is from RefSeq and is a predicted model, not a curated record. Gene Ontology annotation, cellular component: membrane. Gene Ontology annotation, molecular function: protein binding.
AAAUGUUCCCAAGUAAGUUUCUGCCUGUUUGUGUCACACCCAGGAUGUCCACAGAGAAAUGGCCGCCUUUCUUCCUAUAUUAUGGUGUAAAAUAGGAGAAAAGCCGCCAUUUUCUGUUGUCGCAUGUGAAAUGCAUACUAACUACGUUCAGCUUGAAACCGCUGACCAGAUUGACCAUGAGUCUUUGCAGCAGCAACAGGCCGUCACUGAAGGAGCUCAAACCAUCGAGGAACGUGCUGAAUCACUCCAGAAGCUGUGUGAAACACUGGCACCGAGAGAAUCCUCCUGCCUCGCAACAGACCAACUGAAGGAGUCAGAUGAAGCGCUGGAAACAAAACCCAAUGACAUAGAGCUCCUGGAUGACAGCAGGAGACGGCAGCUCUGGGAAAACACCCCGCUGAGAGCGACUGGUAUGCCGGUCGGCCCACAGCUGAGCAACAACUUCCAACAGAAACCAAGCGUGGGCGGCUCACAGCAAGACCUCUCAGCUGUGGGUUAUGCUGUGUCAGGGCAGCUUCACGGUGAUAUCAUCAAACUGCGAGCUCGGGACGUUCCGACAGAGAAUGAGCAACACCUGACACGAAUUAAAGACCGUGCAAGAUCUGGGCAAGAGCCUUCACUUCAAGACAAAGAGCAGCCGCUGAAAGCUCGUCUACUGCACAUCACAGAGAGCAGUCAGCAAGUCCAAACUCACGUACAGAUGGUUGUCAGGGGCGACACUGUGGAGACCAAGCAGGAGGCAGAGUGGACCGUCAUCCCAGAGACAGCCGUCCCGCUACAGGAAGAGCUCUCCUCCGAACAGGAAGUACUAGAAAGGAUGGGAUCUCUAGAGAAUUUUGCAGACCUCAUGGGGUCAGCAGAUAAUCAGAUGGCGCUGAUCACAGAGAGACUGGACCGGAUCAUCAGAGACCCUGUGGACAUCUCCUCCAUGACCUUGGCUGAUCCUCGACUCGUAUCGGACUUAAGGGAAAUGGAUGACAAACUGCAGUCUGAAAUGAGAAAGCUAUCAAAACAAAGUGCUGAAGAGGACAGACCAGGGCUGGAAACCACAUCCUCUUCAUCCCUCUGCCAGGCUUUCCACAGCAGUGUCCAUCAUCUCGAGCAGCUCAGACAGCGGCUAAAGAAGGUUCAUUCAGCUGUCUGGUCCCUGGAUCACUUCCUGGCCACAACAAGUGAAGUCGAGGCUGAGAUCCCAACCCUGCGGGCUAACCAGGACCCCAGCAGGCAGCGAAAUGAGGCAGACUGGGAACAGGAGAGAGUUUCUUGGCAGGCAGUAAUGCAGCAGAGGUUGCAGACUGCUGUGGAACAAUCUGAUAGUGUUGACAGCAUUUUAAAGGCCGUGGGAAUGACUCUGACCAUGGAUGGUGCAACUGUGACGUGCCGGGAUGUGGUGACAUCAUUUUCCCAGAAAGUUGUAGAAAAAGAGCUGAUGAGAACCAGGGAGAGGGAGAGCAAAGAAGAUAAAGACAACAAACUAUUUCUUCAAGGAAAGGAGAAAAUGCAUGAGGAUGAGGAAAAGAAUUCAGCAGAAAUGUGUCAGACCGAUAUUAGGGAUGAUUCACCACUGCAGGGCCGAGCAGAAAAGCAGGAGCAUCCCACUCCAGGUGUGAUGGAAGAGGAGUCAGGAUUGGAGGCAAAAAGGAGCAGGCUGGAUGGAGAGAAUGACACAAAGACACAAGGGGGAGAAGAGCUCAAGGCUCAAACAUGGAUGUUUGAGGGUGAAGUCGUAAAAACCAAGGACCAGAGGAGGAGAAGAAGAAGCCAGGUGAAGACAGAGAAAGAGGAGAAGGAGAGUUUGGUCCAGAGGAGUAUUGUCUUGUUAGGAGCCCUGAACGAGAUACAAGGAGCAGCUGAACAGCUGGGGCUGCAGGAGCCCACCCUGCCUGCUCUGCAGCAGAGGACACGUGCCUUGACGAGGCUGGAAAGCCAACUUGCUAGCCACCUCUCUGAGCUGCAGUACUUGUGUGGUGCAUCUUCACCAUCAGGAAUCCCUGACGAGAGCCAAACCAGAGAGCUGGAAGAUCUCUGGAAGGAGACAACAAAAGCUGUAACUGAACGGCUGGAUCAGUGUUGUGUCCUAACAGAGCUGCUGAAGAGGUUUCAGAGCAUUCGUGGUGAGCUGAGUGGGACACUGCAGAGGGCAGAAAACACUAUCAGUGAACAAGCCUCUUACAUGGGGAAAGACAACCUGCAGAGACGACACACUCAGGUCCAGGAAACCAAAGCCGAGCUGAACGGCCUCGGGGAUGGCAUAGAGGAGGUACGCUGUAUCUGCCGGCAGCUUCACACUCAUCUACGUCAGAUCCCAGAAUGCACCAUCAUCCCAUUUGAGAGUGAAGCUGAUGCUCUAAUGGACCGCUGGCUAGAUAUAUCAGAAAGAACAGAUUCUCACCUUGAAAACCUACAUCUUGGCCUGACUCUGUGGGACGGGGUCCUCCAGCUGGGGGCGGAGGUGGAGAGCUGGACUGCCAAUAAACUAGCAGUGUUUGCUCAGUCUCCGUCAUUUCAGACAGACGAGGACAUCAGAGCCUUGAAGAAUGAGAUCAUGACCCGGGAGGAGAGUAUGGAGUGUUUCCACCGACGAGCCACUGAGAUUCAAGUGCUGCUUCAAAGUACAGAGCCCCCUCUGGAGCUGCAGGUGGUGGAGACCCAGAUGAGAAAGAAGAUGGAGCAGCUGAAGGAGCUUGUUUCUGAAGCUGAGGAUUUUUACAGGCAGAUGGUGGCUACUAAGGUACAAAUCACCACCAGGAUGGCCGAAUGCUGCAGCUCCCUACAGAGGAUUCAAGACUCCCUCCCCAAUCUCAGUGGCUCAGAUGCUGCAAAAGUCCUCGCAAAACUUAAGGAUCUAUGUUUGGACCUCCAGAGUCAGGAUGAGCAGGCGGAGAGCCUGAUGGAGGAUCUGCAGGUUAUGGCCUCCAUAGCUAGUCCAGAGAGCCUGCAGAGUCUGUCUGCAGAUGGGAUUCAGCUGCAGGAGAAAGUCAGAGCCACCCACCAGAUCUUCUCUGAGGUGGAAGAACAGACUCAGAGAAAUAUCCAGGAUCUUGACAGGCUGCAGAGGGAGAGUGAGCAUUUGGAAGAAUGGUUGCAAGCCACUGAGGAAAAAGCAGCAAAGGAGGAGGAUCUUAGUCUCCUGCAAGAGGAAGCACUUCAACAAAGGGUGAGAGCAGAGGCCCUCAGUGAACUUGUGUCAUCCUUACAAAGCAGCACACUUCAGCAGUCUGCACUUGUAAAGGAAAGCAGCAAACUGUUGGAACGAUACUACAGCUUCCAAACCAACGUACUGGGUGGAUGUGUGGAGAAGGACAGCUCACUGAGGAGGGACACAGAAGUGUUUCAGGCUUUUUUAAAGUCCAGUCAGUCCAGGGUCGAAGAUCUGCGACAGAGUCCUGUAGAGCAGAAACAUCACUGUGCUCAAGCUGUGGAAAAUGCAACGGUAGAGGGGAAAGCAUGCCUUGAAGAAGUUGGAGUUACUGGAAGUAGUCUGAGCCCCAGACUGUGCGAUGGAGACGAUCUGAAACAGAAAUUUCAGGAAAAUGAGUCAGAGCUCACCUCCUCUUACCUGCUCCGAAGACAGGAGGCCUGCUGCAGAGUGCAGGAGCUGCAGCACCGAACUGCUCAGCUCCCAACUUUAUUCCCCUGGCCCGGCACCGCUGAGCGUCGACAAGUCUGCCUUCUAGCCCGUCAACUGCAGGAUGAAAUUGAAUCCCUGCAAUUAACUCUCAUCAGCCUGGAUGAACAGGGGCAAGACCAGACUGGGAAAACCAGUGACGCCAUCUGGAAGGAUUCCUCCCAGGCUGAGCUGGAGACCUGCUGCUCAACACUGAUGGCAGAGCUGAAUGGUGUGUGUUCCCGCCUCGAGGAAAGUGUGUGUAAUGAGGAACAUUUUGGCCAGUUGCUGCAGGACUGCCGCCACAAACUGACAUCCCUGCAGGAAAGGAUGUCAGCCUGUCAAGCCCGGAAAGAAGAAAGCUAUGCCAGACAGAUCACUGAUGUAGCAGCUCUGGAGGCUUUGCUGCAAGAAGUAACAGAUGUAGAAAAAGACCUUCUGCAACUUGUAACACUCAAAGACUCCAUCGCAGCCAGUUCCACAGCCGAGGCCCAGGCCAGCCUCUGCCAGGAAGUCAGUAACCUCCAAAACCACAAGAGGGCGCUAGAUAGUAGUGUCAGAGAAAAUCUAGCACUGCUUGAAGAGAAGAGGAACCAGAGUAUGCAAAAAGUGAAGGAUGAAGCCUCCUGUGUACAGAUAGCACUAAAAGACCUGGCUGAAAACUUAGGAAAACUUUCUGGGAAUCAUGAAGAGUUGCCUCACAUUAGCCAGCUUAAACAACAGUGGUGUAUAAUACAGGACUGUGACAACAGGUUGACAGUGUUGGCUGCAAGAGUUGAUGACCUGCAGAGGACUGGAGAGUCAAGCAUCACACAAGAAAUGCUUCCUGCAGAUGUCAUUUUGACUGUGGAUGCAGCUGCUAAAGACCUUGACAGCCUCAGGUCAAUUUUUCUGCAAAAGAAGAAUGAGUGUGCAGAAAACACUGCCAACAAGGUGAAACAGGCCAUCAGCCAGCUGAAGCAGUGGAGCCAAACAGUACAAGCUGAACCAUCAUCACCCAACCAGGCAGCUCUGGAUGAAGGUUCACAGCUCCAACAAGCCCUUCAUGAAGUGUUAUCAGAAGGAGAUUUUCUUCUAAACUGUUUGGGUAAAAAAUUCACAAAGAAACAAAAGAAACAUGCUUCAGAUGCCCUCAGUGAAAGCACACAUGCCCUUGAAACCUUAACUAAAAGCCUGGUUUCACAGGUCAGUCAGAGUCAAAGAGAAGGAGAAUUGGAAGAGACUGUUAGAAGCGGAGGUGAUACGUUGCACUCAGUUUCACCUGAUGAAACGUUGACCAUGUGUCCUCCUCCUUCAGCAUCAGACUACAGGAAAAACUCUGAUCUGAAUGACAACAAAGUUCAAAUCAAAGGCUCUUCCUACAUUUCAGAAAGACAUCAUCCUUCAACAGAACCUGCCAUGCACACAUCAGGAGGAUCACAUGUGGAUGCUAAUGGUACAAAAUUUGACCAAGCAUGUAUUUCUAUGCAACAAACAGAUAGCCUUACGCAAACAGAAGAUGCCUUAGCUCCUUAUCAAGUCCAAUUUGCAGAAAUCCCACAUAUUUCCAUAUCAAAAACUCAACAACAGUCACAAGAGUUAACAUCAACUCCUCCAAAAACAGAGACAGAUUUCUUUAAGACUGAUCUCAGGCCAAAAGAUAUCAGCACAAUAAAUGUAAACGAUACAGAGUGUUUAGUGUCAGAAUCGCCUCUUACGCUCAACAAGAAUUUAAUGGCUCAGCAAGACAACACUGAGCCUUUGCAGAAAUCCCCAGAUAUUGGUAAUGGGGUAAAGCUAGAGGACAUCCCAUUACCAACUCAUGAAAAUCAAUCUGGACAUGUAGCAGCACAAUCAGACACAUUUAGGGGAAUUAAUGCUGCACAAGAACUAGAGAAACACUGUAAGGCCAUUAGUGUGACCCCAAAGAGAGUGUUUACAAUUGUGUUGGACAUGGAGCCAGAUGAACUCUGGUAUCAUAAGGAAGCAGAGCUGGUUGAUGCAAAGUACCAGAAUUUCAACAGUUCAAGGCUCCCCGAGAGGAAAUCUGGACUGUUUUCAACAUCAGUCAUUCCUGAAUCAGAUAAAACAGAUUUCAAAAGUCCUUGUUUAGAUAAUCUUGAAUCAAGCCCAUCUCAAGUGACAGACUCAAUGUCGGAAACCCCCCCUGCUUUAGUAGGUACAGAACUGAAUGAGUUAAAAUCUACAGGUGCCAAAUCUAGAUGCUUAGAAAACUUAGAAACCCAUGACAAAACACACAAUGAAGUGUCGAAUUCCUCCAUAUCACGUGGCUCUGUUGCUGAAUUUCAUGUCAGUGGUUCAGAUCCGGCAGGAACAACAUUUCCGCAUGUCAAACAAGAGGAGAUGACAGAUUUGUGCCACCCUGAGGAGCGAACAAUGAGCCCAGUCUUGUGCACAGUGAAAGGUUCAGUGCAAACAGGAGAGUCUUUGACGGAAACCCAGAUACAGCUGACGGCUGUUGACACCGCACAGAGCAAAGGUACGGGAUAUGCAGAGAUGGCAGAGGGAGAAAAGACUGAAGAGGCAAGUGACCCUGACCGCACAGAGACCAAAUAUUUAAAAGUGCCAGAAAGAUGUGAGUCUACAGUGCCAAAUGUGGAAAGUGAGUCAAAGUUACCUGCAUCGCUGGAGGCCAAAGAGAUGACACAGGAGCAGCCUCAGAUCCAGCAGGACAUGGAGCCUGAGAGGACGGCGCAGGAGUUGGCAGCUGAUCCAGGAGCCGGAGAGGUGACAGGUGGAUCACCUGGAUCUGAGUCCAGCAAACACACGUCCACCAUGCAGGACAUUUUUUCCGAGAUCCAGACCUUGGUGGAAAGAAGUAACAUUAUAAAUAGGACACCACACAUUGAUUUAAACUGGUACCUGAAGUCCUCUCCUGGUGAGCCAGAGAUUCGAUUGGUACGAACAGUCCAGAAGGUUCUGGCAUGUCGAUAUCAACCAGCACGGCUGGAUGUCACAGCUAUGGCCAAACAGCUGGAGGAGGCACAGGACUACAACCGCUGCGUGCUGGAGCAAGUGGCUACAGUGAAAAACACAAGUUCUGCUGGGGUUGGUGACCCAGGUGUGUUGAAAAGCGUUGAAGGACAAUGGAGUGCUGCACUGCUGGAUGCAUCUGCCACAGUGCAGGUCAAAGCUGCACAGCUGGAUCAGGUCAAACAGUAUCACAAACAAAUGAAUAUCACUAGAGCUUUCCUGGAUGUUCUGGCGGCUGAGAAUGAAAAAAGGAGCUUAAAUGCUUUAGGAAGUAGUGCUCUUCAAGCUGAAAAACUCCAUGCCCUGCUGCAAACCAUGGAAUUGAAGAAAGACAUGAUGGAAGAGCUCCUCCGAUUAAGUAGCCAGUUGUCGGUCCACUUGAGCAAGGCUGAAAGCUCAGGUGCUCUUCUUGCCCAGCUUGGAGAUGUCCAGGAAGAAUGGAGGCUUUUGAAAGGAAGUAUCAAGAGAGCUCUGCAGCAUGCCUCAAACUCUGCCUCUCAAUCCGCUCUUCUCAUAAAAGAGGCCGAACAUCUUAAAGAAAAGCUUGAAGCUCUUCAGAAAUCCAACAUUUUCACACAAUCUGCUGGGAUAAUCCAUGAUAGCAAAAGCAUGUUGGAACUGAUUUGUUUGACUGCAGACCUAAAACUGUACAACCAGCUUUAUCUGCACCUACAGUCCCAGUCAGACGCUCUUGUCCAUUUCUCUCUGGGUCAGAAAGAGAAGAUUGAGAUCAAACAUAAUCUUCAGGAAUUGUGGUCCUUGCUCAACGUCACCAAGAGCAAGCUGGACACUUCCACAUGUAGCGCUGGUUACGUUUCUUCAGCUAAGAUCAACAAUCAAUUACGGGACUUGAUCAUAUGGGCGAAACAGGCAGAAAACCAUAUCUCAAUUGGGAAAAAGUUGUCUCUUUUCCCUGAGGAGGCUCGUAUUCAGAUUGUUGAGAUGAAGAAAUGUCAGACUGAUAUUUUAACCAGACGUUCCAACAUGCAGGUAGAAGUUAAAGAAAUGAAAGCCUUAGCAUCUGACAUGGAUAACGAGGAAUGUGACCGAGUAUUGAAGACAGUAGAAGACCUGUACAGAGGCAUUGCUGAGAGCUUGAAUCAUGUUCUUGACACCAUGAAGAAAAAUCUACAGGAGAGGGAGAAACUAUUAGGCCAGCUUGCCAGCAUGGAUGUCUGGCUAGCGGAAACACAUGCUAAUAGAGACCCCUGUGCUCACAUUGAGAAUGUUUCCAAAGCUGAUACAGGAAAGCUGGAGAGUGAGCUAAAGAUUCACAAGUUAACCACAGUUGAGAUAGAGAGGCAUCUACAUCUGGUGGAGGUAAUGGCAGAAAGUUGCAAGGAAGUAGCAGCAGGGCUGAGCCCAGGAGAGAGCCGCUACCUUGUCAAUAGGCUUUCAGGCCUUUGGACAGAAUUAGAUGUAUUGCUGGCUCAUGAGAAAGCAACCAGCUGGGAAUUAGAGGAGCUGAUUCAUGAGCGGGCCGCUUCAGAUGAGGAGCUGUCUACCAUCCAGGCUAGUUUAAAGCAAAUCUCCACUGAUUUAGAGCAGCUUCGGUUCCCCUUAGCACAGGAAUCCUUUUCAACAAUUGCACUAAUGAAGCACAUGCUAAUGGAACAUCAGUGUCAAGUACAAGACAUUCAGCACUGCCAGGAGGCCAAGCGUAGCUCCCUGCUGUGCGCCAUUGGGGAACUGCAAGACAGGUGCAAAGCUCUUAGUAUUCAUGCCUUUGAGCAAGACAAAUAUCAGCACCUUAGGGGACAAAUGGAGGAAUCUAGGGACAUUGCCAAAGAGCAAAUCCAGCGUGCCAAAGACAAAACAAUCAGAGUGGGUGAGAGGUUCAGACUAUGCCAGUCACUCUUAGUUGAACUCCCUUUGGUGAAGACACAGUGUCAAGAAGCAGCAGACCAACUGGAGGCCAUAGCUCAAGAAUUGUAUCCAUCACAGCUUAAUUCAGAGAGGCAGAGGAUUCAUCACACUGUGGAAACUUUAGUCUCCUGGGAGCAUUCUGUCACAGAUCAUAUCAAAAACCUGGAGGCCAAGCUUCUGCUAGGGCUACGUCUUUCCUCUGAGCUUCCUGCCUUAAUGGAGCUUUUCCAAAGUACAAGACUGGAGCGUCAGGAAGCCAAACCAAUCAAUCCAGAUGAAAAAGCAAUAGACAUUGCACUACAAAGAUGUUGGGUUUUUUGGAGAAAUAUGGAGUCUGGAAUGCGGGUGUUUGAAGCUUUGGGACAGAAAGAAAAAAUUAACUUAAAGAAGAACUACAAGGAACUGUACUCGCUUAGAGAUGCUGCAAUGAAAGAGUGCCAUUUACAAAUGGAGAGUUUAUCCCAGGCUCGAGAAUCCUUGAAGGAUUAUCAGUGGGCUGCUCAGGGAGCAAUAGGCUUCCUUCAUAAUGCUGAAGCCACCUUCUUAUCAGCUCCUGGAGGAUUUCUGGACUGUACUGAGGAGCAAAGACAGACCCAGCAGGCUCUAGAAGCUCUUGAAGAUGGAUUUCAGGCUCAUAUCUGCCACCUUGAGGAACUGGUGCCCCAGCAGCCCUGCAUGUCGCGCCCAAAGAUUGAGCAGCUCCACAUUAAUAUCCUAAGUCAGUUGUUGGUGGGAAGAGCUAUACUGGAGGCCCAGGCCCAGCUCAGGCUGCAGUCCCUGCAGAGGUGUGAAAAAAGACAAAAAAGUCACAGGAGCUGUCAUGAAGACAUACGGCAGCGUCUUUCUGGAUUUGGAGCCAAGAUUUCAGACUGUGCUGCAGUACAAGUGACUUCAUAUGACAAAUGUGUUGCCCAACAUGAAAGAGUUAAGCUUCUGAUGGAGGAUCUCCGCAGCCUUGCUGGGAAGAUAGAAGAUCUGAGAGCUGGAUGUCCAAUGCAGGGCUGUGGGGUUGGAAAGGGCAGCGAGCUUGGUGCUCUCUGGAGUCGCUGGGUAUCAUUACGACGUGGAGUCGGCCUCCUGAUGGCACACACAGAACAGAGAGGAGAGGAAUGGAGGGACAUCACUACUACUAUGGAGCAGUGUUGCAGCUUUUUGGCCAGUCUUCAGGCUGAUGUUCCCGACUCCUCCACUGUGAGCUUCACUCAAGAGGAACCCCAGGAGCUUCUGGCCCAGGCUGAGAUGCAUCAGGCUGGGCUGGAACAAGAGCAGCAGGCUUUAGCCUCCCUGGAGCAUCAACUGGAGCACGCUCUGAGUUUAUCCAGUUCCCAAGAUCCCAUCAGUCCUGGGCCUGUUGGCAAAACACUGGUGAAGAUCCAAGAGAAUGUCAGGAGCUUGAAAGAGAGGAACCUGCUGGUGGUAGCUGCAGCUCAGGCAGAGGAGAAGGAGAGACAACAAGUUCAAGAGGAGAUAGGAGAAGUGGAGCAACACAUAGUUGCCAUUCUUCCUGUGCUGGAAACCUGUUCGAAUCUAAGAAAACAACAGGAGCUCAGAAAAGAAUUGUCUUCCCAGAAGGCCAAACUAAAAUAUAUCAUGGACGGUGUACAGAGCCAUUAUGAUGAGAUUCCAGCUGAUCUCGGCAAACGGAUACAAGAAGUUCAACUGUCCCUACAGAGAGCUGAGGAGAAGGUCUUGGAGAGGAGCAGCCUGGUUCAGAAACUGGCUAGUCAAGUGGUGGAGUUGGUUUCUGGCCUGGAGAAAGUGAAAGCAAUACUGGAGCAGAGAAGUACAACAUUCAAUGAGUCUCAAAAUGUGCUCAAGCAUGUGUGGGAUGAGCUGGAUGCAUGGCACAGCCGCCUGAUGCUCCUAGAGAACGAGGUGCAGGAUCUUGCGGAGGAGCAGCCAAAUCAAGCCCAUCUACUCAUGGACCAACUCACACAGCCACUGCAGCUCUACCAAAACGCAGCGCAGAUGGCCGAGCAACGCACUGCCUUCCUCAGCAAGAUCCCUGCCUGUCUCCAGGAGUUUGAAGAUAUUCUGUACAGUGCCAUCUGCUGGUUGGAUGAGGCCCAGUCAUGGCUCAACACUCCCUGCUCAUUCACAACAGCCAGAAGCCUCCAGAAUCAUGCAAAAGCCCUGCAGUUGGUUCUGGACGACUCUGUGAGGAUCAGGGGCACCCUGCAGGACUUUAGAUCAGUGCUGGCUGAGAUCUCUGCUGUGUGUGACAUCAGCACCCAGGAGGAGAGGCUGGACCAGAAUGACCAACAAGUCCACACAAUGCAACGCAACGUCCUAGAGCCACUGGAGCAGCUGCUGCAGGCUGUUGUGGUGGUGGAGGCCAUGGAAGCUGAGCUAAAGAUGAUGGAGAAGAAUGUCCCGAAGAUCAGAACGAUUUUAUCCUCAAUGGACAACUCCAGCAUCACUCUGACGGAGCAUCUCCAAAACCUGCAGGUGAUCCUGGCCAAUGUGCAAUCGAUGCAGAGGACACUGGAGGAGUUGGAGAAAUGCAAACCAGAGCUUCACCUCCCACAGGGAGCAAUGGAGAACCUGGUGGUCUUCUCCAGAGCUAGACUGCUCCUGCAGCCGCUCGUAGAGCUGGAACAACUCACUCAGCAACAAACCUCGCUGCUGGAGAACAAGAUUAAGGAGGAGGAGGAAACCAGUAAAGAUCUUGGCGUCACCACAACCUCCAACCCUCCUGAAGACAUUCAGCAGCCAGAUGGAUCCACACAAAGAAACUUCACCCAGCAGGAGGAUUUUGAGGUGUCUAAUUCAGAGGAAGAAGAGGAUGAGGAAGAUGAGAGUUGUCACUCAUCGUCCUCUGACACACUAACAUGCAGUGUUCCAGAGGACCCAGAGGACACGCUCAAUGCUACAGACGUGCAAAGUGAAGAUGCAUCUGACAUUAAGCCACUCGCUGAUAUUAAGGCACUGGAGAGUCUGACGGGUCAGUUUUGUUCUGAAGUGGAGACGAGUUCAAGAAGUGCUGAAAGUUCCUCUGUUGAGGCUUGGCUUGAUACCAAGUUUGGAUCAGAAAAUGUUGAAACUGGAUUAAAAACAAUGGAAAACAGAAUAGAUCCCAAAGCUGAAUCUGGUGAAGUAUCAAGACUCGAAACUGUGACAGAAACAACUGAUCCGCUAAUCACUACAGCUGCUUCACUGGACCAACACAGACCUCAAAAUCAUGAAACUAUCGUCACUGAACCUCAUGUACAGUCCCAUCAGGCAGUGGAAGACACAAGACUCAUUCCUGCAAGACCUAUAACUCCGUUCACUGCCACAAGAGCGUCAGUUGAGUUCAUAGAGGAGGAAGAUGGAAAUAUGUCUUCGUCCACAGCUCCCCAUCAAGGUCUGGAUACUCUUAGUGGGCUGACGGAGCAAAGUGAAGUCAGCACCAGUCAUUUCAGUUUAGUAGAAGAAUCCCAACAUGCCCAGGACUCCUCAGAGGUGCCAAUCAGAUUGGCCGGACACAAAAAAGAUGAUGAGGAGCAGCAAAAGUGGAGUCGACUUCAUACCCAGAUUUCUCAAAAACUGACCACUCUGAAAAAGGUUCAGGAGGAGCAUCAAACUUCACUCAGCUCAGAGGAUGGAGGCAAUGAAAAGGUUCCAGAAAGAGAGCUGGUGUCGACAGGAUCUGCCUCUGCUGUCCUCCAGCGGGUGCAUGAGGCCAUGGCCAUGCUAAGACAAAUAGCGAGGUCUGCAGAUGGUUCACAUCCAGAUGUAAAGGAGGAGUUUUAUGAGGCUGUACGGAGGGUCCUCCUCUGUCUGGAUGCUUUGACUGACCUACUGCUGACUCCUGGAGGAGCUGGUGAAGAUGACGCCCAGCUGAGGCUGCUACAGCAGGAGUGUGUAUCAAGUGAGCUGGUGACUCUGGCUGGUCUGCUAAGAAAUGUGGAGUCAGACACCAGGCCUGCGCUUUUGGGGGAAGAACCAGACGCUCUCCUCUGUUUGACCUCAGUCCAGCAAUGUCUACAAACUGUCCAGCUGGUCUUCACCUCAUCCCAGAAUCAGCUCAUUGAACAUCUGGGCCUCAAAAACCAACAUCAGGAGCUCUUCUCUAACCAGCCGUGUAUUUUGGACGAGUUUGAACUGGGACAGAGUGAUAUGUUUCCCACUCUAAAGGAAGCUCCCAGUUUGGAGCAGUGUGUGCUGGGCAGACAUCUGAGAGAGAAACCAGGGGAAAAAGCCAAGCUACAGCAAGCUUCCCAGUCCUUGCUUCAGGGGAUAACUCGCCUCCUGGAACUGGGUGAAGAAUGCAUAACAGAAGGGCAGAAAAGCCGGGUUCACAACCGCAGCCAACUUCAGGCCGUUCUCUGCAGACACAAGAAGCUCCUGCAGGUCCUCGGGUCUCAGUUGGCUUUUGUGCAGCAUCUAUUCCAACGUGAGCCAGAAGCACUCAAGUGUCAAGAGGAUGAGCGGGUACAGCUGGAAGUCAGGGCCAAAGCUUUGCAGCAACAGGCUCUGGAACAGGAAGUGGCUUCUCAAAGGAGGCUCCAGGAGUGGAUCCGGUGGGAGGAUAGUUGUGUUGGACUGGGCAGGAUGCUGGAUGAGCUUGAAGCCUUCAUCAGCAGCGGGGAACCACAGGGAGAAGAUGAUGAGGAGGUUGUAGUACAGCACAGACUGGAUGCUUGCCAGCAAACCCUGGUCCAGCUGGAUGAGAGCAGAGCUGCUGUAGGACUGCUGCUGGAUCAGGGGAAUAUGAUGCAGACAGAGCCAGUGUUUGCUGCCUCAGUCAGCCAGGCAGGAGGCGCUCUGGAGCUGCGAUGGCGGAGUGCCUACAGACGGACGGAGCAAGAGAUUCAACGCUGCAGAGAUGUCCAGGACAGCAGGGCCAGGUGGGACAGAUUCCAGACAGACUUUGCCUCGGUCAGUGAUUGGCUGGUUGGUGCCAACAAACACCUGAAGACUUGGUCGGAACUGGCCAACACCUCUGACCUGAACCAGGAGUGUGUUCACAGUAGUCUGAUCAAGCUGCUGGAUUUCUCCAUAGAGAUGGAAGCCAUGUCGGUCCAGCGGGCGGCUGUAUCAAAGGAUGCCACUCAGCUGCGCCACCUGAGGGAAGCUGAUUGCCCGAGGCUGAGAGCUCAGCUCGCCCAGCUGGAGGUCAGCUGGAGCCAGCUGACCUCUGACCUGUCGAAGAUACAAGACCGGCUGCAGCAGCAUCUGCUGUCUGCGUGGCCACCGGUGCAGCUGCUAUCUGACCUGGAGGACUGGCUGAAGAAACUGGAGGCCCGACUGAGCCGGGAGAAAGAAACAGUCGUCAAGGCCAAAAAUGCUGCUCAGAUCACAGAGAGCCAGCAGCACUACCAGGAGUUGAAGGCAGGCAUGGUCAGUGGGCAGCUGCUCCUCGAUUUCCUGUCCCAGUCUGGGCCUCGGGUGGUGGGAGCAGAUGCUCUCUGCUCCAAACGCACGGUGUUUGCAGAACAACUUGGUGCCCUCAGACUGCAGUGGUUCCACCUGCAUAGAGAGCUGGACAGCCAGAUUUAUGGAGCUGAACAGAUUCAUCACACUUGUGCAGCCAAAGAGAGACAGUUGCAGCGUCUUAAUAAAACUAUAGAGCAGCAGAAAAAGCAGCUGAAUCAGUGGAAACAGCCCACCAGUCAAACUCUGGCUCAUAAGGCUCUGCUGGAGUGGGAGGCUGUUGCGGGGAGAGUGAAGGAGGUGGCUGCAGCUUUGCAGGACUUGAAAGCCACAUGUGUGCAUGUUGAAAAGGAAGAGGAGCACGCAUGUGAUGUCACCUUCUCUGGCCAGGCAGAGAGCCUUAGCCAUGCUUGUCAGGAUCUUAGUAAACAGAUGGAAGCUUUGAGACCAGCUCUACAUCAGACUAUGGAGGAGUGGGGUUGUUUUGAGAGAAAUCUGAGAGAGGUUUCUCUACACACCACUAGGGUGCGCUGUUCUCUGCAGCAUCACCAAGCUCCUUUGCUCUCACUGAAGCAGACACAGGCAUACAUGGACCUCCUUCAGCAACACCAGGAGAAGGCUAGACGAGGGGAAGAGCUUUGGGUGGCUGUGGACAAAUCCUACCAGAGUCUCAUGAAGACUCUUGAUCAUGGAAGAGCACAGUCACUGCGUGAUCAAAUGGAAGGAGAGCAAAAACGGUGGAAGGACAUGCUGCAGAAGAUUAAGGAUGAACACAAGAAGACUGGAGAGACACUUUCCCUCUGGCAGGAGUACACACGCCUCUCUGAUAACUGCUCCCUUCACCUGCAACACCUGUGGCAUCAGUGGGAGGAGCUGCUGAGUUCCUUGCUUUCACCGCAACAGGACACACAGGCCAUGGUUCACUCAGUGCAGAAAUUGCAGGAUGCUGCUGAGGACUUGCAAAGCAGUGUGGGAGAUGUGCUGGCAUCUUCCAAGCCUCUUAUUGGACAUCUAGAACCACUGGCUGCAAAUUUAAUCCAAUCAGAGACCAGGCUGCUUUCACGUGACGUCCUGCUGCUGAACCAGGCAAUGUCAGGCAAAAAGAAAAGUCUCCAGGAGGAUUUGGGGCAACAGAAACUAUUUAAUUCUCAACUGGAGGCUCUUGAAAAGCAGACACAGAAUAUAUUGCACAAGCAGAACGUCACCAUAAAUAACAUAGACUCUGUAAAGCAGGAUCUCUUGGCACUCAGUGAAUCACUGGUUGACGUCAGGGAGAUGAGUCGCUGUAUGAGCCUCAGCAAAGAGCAGACAGAGAGACUGCACAUGCUCAGCAGGCAAUGGAUCGACAGUGUGACUCGAACGUCUGACAUGAACAGAGAGCUGCAGGCUGAAAGUCAGCGUUCCCAGGACUUUCAGCAGAAAUGUAAGAACCUGACAUCUAUCCAGGAGAAGUUGGAGCAAGAGACAGUACCCAGAAAACUUCAAAGUUACUCCAACCUCAAAGAGAUGCUGACUGUACAUCAGAGGCUUCAGGCUGAAAUGAUAAUUGGACACCAGCUCCUACAGGGUCUUCUCUGUGAUGCAGUAGAGUGCAUGGAAAAAGAAACAGGACAGAAAAGAUCUGAGCUCAUGACACAAGUGGCCUGUGUGAAGGAGAGAUGGUUCAGCGCCGUCGCUCUGGCUGUUCAGCGCAGGACCCUGACAAAAGAACAACUCAGCCAGUGGAGGAUCUACCAUAGUGGCUUGAAACUUCUGUGGAAGCUGCUGAGUGAUGUUGACCCUCUGCUGCCUCCUGCUGGCCACGCUCUGUGUACACUGCAGCAGCUCCUGAGCUGCACGGAUGAUUACCAGUGUGUUGAAGAGGCUCUGGAUCUGCGCUCUACCGUGUACAUCCAGACUUUGGAUGCUGGCAGACAUUUAUGUGGAACUAUGACAGAGUCUGAGUGUCGGAGUCAACUGCAGUCACAGCUCCAGGCCAUAGAGGAGGCCUGGAAACAUACCGGCUCACUGUUGGCAAAAAGAAGAGCCCUGAUCAACACCACUGUUCAGAAGUGGACACAAUGUCAAGAUGAGAUAACCAACAUCAUGUCUGAACUGGAUGAGUUGAAGACCAGGCUGAAGAAGCAGCUGCCUAAAAGGCCGGAGGACUCUGAGGAAGAGACGUUCAUUCAGAAGACGGACCUCUCUCUGCAGCAUUUGGCCAGUGAAUUGAGGGAACUGGCCACCAUGAAGACGGACAUGUCCCAGUAUGUCGUGGCCGGUGACUCUGCUCUGCUGGAGCAGCAGCUGGAGCAACUCCACGGGCAAUGGGAAGAGCUGUGUACCAAGGUAUCCUUGCGCAGGCAGGAAAUCGCAGAUCGCCUCAAUGCUUGGACCAUCUUCAACGACAAGAACAAAGAGUUCUGUGAUUGGCUGACUCAGAUGGAGAACAAGGUGUGCUACAGUGGCGAUCUGAGCAUCGAGGAAAUGGUGGAGAAGCUGAAGAAGGACUGCAUGGAGGAAAUUAAUUUGUUCAGUGAGAAUAAGAGCCACUUGAAGCAGCUGGGAGAACAGCUACUGUUAGCCAGUGAUGAGGCCAAGCAGACCCAGGUUCACGGCUCACUGCAGGAGGUCAACCAGCGUUGGCACAACCUCUUCAACCACAUCGAGGCCAGGGUGAGGAAGCUGAAGGAGACUCUGGUGACGAUGCAGCAGCUGGAUAAAAACAUGAGUAACCUCCGCUCGUGGCUUUCCCGCAUCGAGGCCGAGCUGUCCAGACCAAUCACCUACAGCGUCUGUCACCACCAGGAGAUCCAGAGGAGGCUGGCCGAGCAGCAGGAGCUGCAGAGAGACAUUGAGCAGCAUACAGAAGGCGUAGCGUCGGUGCUCAGUCUGUGCGACGUUCUGCUGCGGGAUGAAGAUGCUGCUGGCGGCAUCGAGGCGGAGAGCGACUCCCUGCAGGAGACCAGCCGCAGCUUGGACCAGCGCUGGAGGACCAUCUGUGCCAUGGCUCUGGACAGGAGGCUCAGGAUUGAGGAGACGUGGAGACUCUGGAACAAGUUCCUCGAUGACUACUCACGGUUUGAGGAUUGGCUCAAGAUGGCAGAGCGAACUGCAGCCAACCCCAACUCCGGAGACGUCCUUUACACUGUCGCCAAGGAGGAGCUCAAGAAAUUUGAGGGUUUCCAAAGGCAGGUUCAUGAGCGUCUGACCCAGCUAGAACUAGUCAACAACCAGUACCGCCGCCUGGCCAGGGAGAACCGCACUGACCGCGCCAGCCAGCUCAGAGCCAUGGUCCAUGAAGGCAACCGGCGCUGGGACACGCUGCACCGCAGAGUAGCCGCCAUCCUCCGCAGGCUCAAGUAUUUUACCAACCAGAGGGAGGAAUUCGAAGGCACCAGGGAGAGCAUGCUGGUAUGGCUGACAGAGCUGGACCUGCAGCUCACCAACGUCGAACACUUUUCAGAGAGCGACGUCCAUCACAAGAUACAGCAGCUCAAUAGUUUCCAGAAGGAGAUCACCCUGAACACUGAGCGGAUUGACGGGCUGAUUGUGUUUGGAGAGGGUCUGAUCCAGAAGAGCUCACCACAGGAUGCUGCUCUGAUAGAGGACGAGCUGGAGGAGCUGCACUCCUACUGCCAGGAGGUUUUCAGCAGACUGGUCCGCUUCCACCAGCGUCUCAGCCAGCCCCCGGCGAUUGCAGAAGAACCCGAGCUCUCCAGCACCACCUUUUCCUUGGAGUCAAGCUUGGAGCUGAUUGGCCGGCCGUGGCUCGGACGGAGCCAAGGAAGCCUCCCGGCCACACCCACCCACCUGCUGACCUCUCCCCUGGAGCGAUCGGGGCGGGAGACACCGGUGAGCGUGGACUCCCUGCCGCUUGAGUGGGACCACACCGGAGACGUCGGAGGGUCAUCAUCACAUGAGGAUGAUGAGGAGGAGGAAGGACAAGAGGAAGAAGGAGCUUACUUCAGUGCAUCAGAGGUGGAGUUGACUGAGAGCCAGGAGGAACUUGUUGAAGCCUCAGAGGCCCUACGAGCUUCCUCAUUGGGUGCUUCUCCAAGAUGGCGUUCACCAGGAGAUCCAGAAACUGAGAGCCAUCUUGAGGCUCCACCCACCCACACCAGCACCCCUCAGAAGGGCUAUCUGCGUCUCAUGUCUCAGUGCAGCGACAGCAUUGAAGACAUUAAAAGAGUCUCACUGAUACUGGAUGACGAGGAGCAGCCGGAGGAGUUCGGUCUGACAGGGCUGUCUGUCUCAGACAAACAGUCAGGUGUGAUCGAACGCUGGGAGCUGCAUCAAGCUCAGCCCAGGAGAGACCAGCACGCCGGUCCUCAGGAGCCUCAGAAACUCAAACGUGACCUUGAUGACAUCACUUCCUGGUUAGAAAACGUGAUCCUGGAGCUAGACCGCCUCCAGCGGUCCGACCCAGCAGGCAGUAUUGACGACAUGGCAGCCAGAGCUAAAGAGCUUAAGGAGAUGCAUAAGAUGUUUACCCGCUACAAGUCUGUCAUGCUGUCUGUCAACCUGCGGGCUGUGGAAGUCCCAGAGCAACAGGAGAGACUGGCUGGUAUGAAUCGAGACUGGAGCCGAGCGUGUACGGGCCUCCAGCAGUGGGACACCAGUCUGAGAAAGACUCUGAUGUGCUGCCAGGAGUUCCAUGAAACCCUCCACUCUCUGCUGCUGUGGCUGGCCCACGCAGAGAGCAGACGAUACGCAGUGGACAUCAAUCAUCCGGAAACACCCGUCAGAGCCCUCCAACAACACAUCAGCACACUCACUGAUCUGCAGGAGGAGCUGCGGGGCAGGCAGGCUCAGCAGGCCUCCCUCCAGGCUCUGUGGUCUCAGCUCCAGCCUGAGGAGGGGGCGGAGGAGAGCGACGAGGCCCGGGAGAAGCUCCAUGUGACGGGCAGCAAACUGAAGCUACUCCUGAGACAAGUGGCCCGGGACCUGAGCAGCCUGCAACAACGUCUGGAUUGUGAAUCUGCAUCAGCUGUCCAAGGUCAAAGUGCCUCUGCAGAUCCCUCUCAAGAGGCCACACACUCAAAGAAAGAUCCCUCCACUGAAAGAGAAGGGAGGGACUCCCCAUCUCCGCCUCGGUCCUUCUUCUACCGGGUCCUUCGUGCUGCCUUCCCUCUUCACCUCCUCCUGCUGCUCCUCCUGCUCAUCCCCUGCCUGAUUCCCAUGUCAGAGAGCGACCCCGGCUGCACUGUGACCAAUAACUUCGCCUGGUCCUUCUACCCCAUGCUACGCUACACUAACGGCCCGCCGCCCACCUGAUAGUAAUGUACUUUGGGGAAUUUUUUUUUUUUUUUUUAUAGAACACAUGCCACCUUUUUGUCACAUUGAAACACAUGAAUAAACUAUAUAACAUGUAAAAUUAAUAUGUUAAGCUUAUGAAGCGACUGUCUUCUAAAACAUGAAAAAGUCCAAAGUCCAGAAAUUGUAUUUAAGUGUCUUUUUUUUUUAAAGAUUUGAUCUUAAUCUUAGAAGAGAUUGUAUUUAUUUCAUGAACAAAACCACCCAUUUCACUGCCUUUUUAAUCAAAACCCCACACGUGAACAAAAAUUUUAGUUUAAUAAUGCAAAGAUCUCCAUCGCCAUCCAAGAAAUCAAUCACGGCAGUCAUUUGAAAGAUCCCAAGAUCAAAGAUGGGGUCUUGACACUGUUGGAAGAAUGAGGUGGUGAUAAAACUUCAGUGGCGGCAAAGAGAUGUAUAAUAACUGGUAUUAUAGUUUUAAUAUCCUUCAGCUAGGAUGAGUAAUGCUUGACAGAGAAGCUAGCGACAAAUUCAGAAUAUUUUUCUUGCUUGAAUUUGUGCUAAAAGCUUCAUUUGAUGGAAACUAAACAAACUACUGCUUCGUUUCUACUCAACAAAUUUACACAUAAUCACUGAUGAAAUCUGUGUGUCCUUGUCAUUUACAUUUUUAUAUUCAUAUAUCACUCCUGCCAAGGUCCUAAUUGUAUGUUAUUUUAUGAACUGUUGACAUUUCAUUUUGUCUAACUUGAUCUGUUUUUAUGUUAGACUGAAUUCUAAAGAAAGUUUAUUUUUUACGACAGAAGACACUGGUUUAAUUUGAAUGUAAUUUGUAACAAGUGCAAAAUUAUGGCAGUUUUAUAUAUAAACUUGUACAUCCAUAUUUUUGUAGACAUGUUUUGCCUAAAGUAGACAUUUCCAUGCCUCCUGGUGCACUGUUGAAACACUGUAGAUUUAGCAGGAUUCCUUGUAUGUACAGACUGUGAUAAUAUAAUGGUUAUUUAUGACAUCAAAAAGUGGAUUUAUGCUUCUGAUUUUCUGGUAGUAAACACGGAUUGUCUUAAACUCCAUUUGGUAAGAGCAUUUUCUUUCAUUCUGCCUCAUAUCACAGCAACAAAUUGGGUGAAAUUACCUUUUUUUCUUAUCUUUUUUUGGAAUUUUUUGAAAUAUUUUGUUUUCUUUCUGAGAGUUAGAAACUCAAAACCCAAAAGUACACUUAGCAGUAUCUCUAAAGCUCACCAAUUGACAUGUUGAGUUUGUUUUUAUCUGUACACAAAACUCUAGAGAAAGUUACAUGGUUUAACUAUUUCUUGACAACCUCCCCCCCAAAAAAAACGUAAAUCCAUCCACCCAGUUCUUCUGUGAUGUGCCUCACCUGGCUGUUGUUUGCCAAGAAACAGUUAAAGAACACAAUUCUCCGUAAAACCACAAUUAGUUGUGUUUUUCACAUUGGUGGUAGGAAGACUUUAACUUUUGAGAGGCCACUGGGCUUUUAUUUUUAUGUUGAAAACAAGUGUACUGGAAGAUUCAGGCAACUAGAAAGAUACACAAAGGUGAGAGCACUCUUGUUUACUAUCCACACAUUUCCCAAUACUCCCAAUCUUAUGUUAGUGUCCAAAAUUAAUGCAUAUUAUGCUUAAGCCAUAAUCAUAUUAGGUUUUAGUAUAUCAGACACAGGUUACCUACAUAAAUGCUGGUUU